AUGCCUGUGGAUCGCAUCGGAAUGUCGCAUCGGAUCGCCAUCGGAGCACAUCGGAUUCGAGCUAUUGCGGUUUCUGCAUCGCGGAUCGCAUCUGUAUUUCGUUUGCGAUCGGGUGGGAUUCUGGUGGGCAUAUCUGUGAAGAGAAGCGAAGCGCUACAGGAAGUUCUUCGGGACAACAUCCAGGGCAUCAUCAAGCCAGCUAUUCGUCGUUCGGCUCGUUGUGGAGGUGUGAAGCGUAUCUCCGAUCUCAUUUACGAAGAGACUCGCGGUGUGCUCAAGGUUUUCCUCAAGAACGUGAUCCGCGACGCAGUCACCUACACCGAACACGCCAAGCACAAGACUGUCACCGCUAUGGAUAUCGUCAACGCCCUGAAGCGACAAGGACGUACUUUGUCCUUUUUCGGCGGCUAA
This is a messenger RNA of Gryllus bimaculatus (two-spotted cricket), 411 nucleotides long. Lineage: Eukaryota; Metazoa; Arthropoda; Insecta; Orthoptera; Gryllidae. The record is from the annotation of a GenBank genome assembly.